AUGGGCGAGACGAUGAGACGUACAUUUUUCUGGGUAACACCAGGGCAAUUUGAGCGAUCCGUGGCGCGCUUGAAUGGCCUGCGCGUCAAAAGAGGCGCUAAAAACCCAGCAACUACCACGCAGUUAUCCCGAGGCACUCUACAGCUUGCUAACCAAAGACCGGCAACGAGUGCCGCAGCGUAUCGUUCGUCGUCAUGGCCUCUGAGAAGCCCGGAGCCAUCAGAGUCCGAGGUCCGCUUCCUACCCUACGUCAUCGCCUGUCGUCAACCUCUUCCCUCCUUACGCACAACACCGGUACCAUCCACGCAUCCAACUCAUCCAGCCGCUCAACUUAUCUUGACGACUUUGAGAGAGGCGCAACGAGGCUACGCCGACAUGCCAGGGAACUGGAGUGUGAAGUGCCUGGAAGGGCGGGGAAAGCGGCUUGUGGCUCGUGUGGAAACCGUAAAUCCGCUUGUGACAGGAAGGGAGUUUGGGGAGUGGGUCGAAUUGAUUCUGGGCACCAAGGAUGAGGAAUUUUCGCUCCUUCAAGAACUAAGCCCAUUACCGAGCGCCGCGCUCAUGGCGUCAGCGUUCGGAAUGCUGCUGACUUCCAUCCUCACAUUCUUCAAUGCGAUAUUGGCGGCCCCCGUAGUGCUCGUGAAAAAGUCCCUCCACUGGAACACUUUCCUUUCCCUAUCCGUGUUUGAGGGCCUGCUAUCGCUACAAAACCACUGGGACGACCUUCUAUCUUGUCGUGGACCGGAUAUCAUGACGGACAAGAACGAACUUUAG
Molecule: messenger RNA, 774 nt
Organism: Laccaria bicolor S238N-H82
Lineage: Eukaryota; Fungi; Basidiomycota; Agaricomycetes; Agaricales; Hydnangiaceae
Exons: 4
Coding region: 1-774 (257 amino acids)
Source: RefSeq, a predicted model, not a curated record